AGGGCUCGAGACUUUUCAACCUGGUUCCCGCUUUGUGGAGCCAUGGUCCUUCCGAUUCGCUUUCAUUUUCUCGGCGGCCAGCCCAUGGAAUCCAUGGCGCUUUUCGCCGCGAUUUGCCAUGAUUUGAUGAUCGUCUCCAUCGGCUUGCAGUUGGUGCUGAUUGCACUACUGCUCCUAUACUAUGCUUGGUCGGCAUUCCGACUGUGGCGCAAGGGAGCUUCUUGGCGACCUUGGUGCCUACCUUGGAGCAGAAAGUGGCCUUGCCUCCACCUGGGCCUGUGCUGAUGUGGGCAGUCCAGUGGGAUUUAGACAUUCGAGCUAUGGUCGAUGACCUGAAGAGAAUGAAGGUCCGUCAGUGGUAGAGCGAUAUUGCCAGAACGAGGCUUUCAUGAACAAACUCAGGAAAAUAGUGCGGAACGUUGUGUCGCAGAGCGAGAUGAUCCGCAUUACUCAGGAGGUGAGGAUGAAGCGAGAGCUCGAGAAGUUUCAGCGGAUGAACUUUCAAAAGUCUGCUGAGGAGGAAGAUGAAGAUGCCAAAGCGUGGCAAGCCAUGAUGCUCGAGAUGACAGGAGAGAAGCCGCAGGAGACACAGAUUGAUGUGAACGUUGGUGCCCCGGCGCAACAGAUGUCUACAGUAUUCGAAGGGGACGAUGCAGAAGCUUUGGAAGCCAUGAUGGCUGUGAUGAACAGGAAACCUUUUGAGGCUGCAGUUGCUGAGCCUCCAAUUCCAACACCUGCACCACAGGCAGCUUUUAACGCAGAUGAUGCAGCAGCUUUGGAAGCUAUGAUGUCGGUGAUGAACCGCAAGCCAUUCGAGGAUGUACCUGCAGAAGUUCCUGAGCCAAUUUCAACUCCUGCAGCAUCCUUUGAAGGGGAUGACGCAGCAGCGUGGGACGCAAUGUUGUCGGUGAUGAACCGCAAACCGUUUGAGGACGCACCCCCCGAAGUUCCUGCGCCAAUUUCAACUCCUGCAGCAUCUUUUGAAGGGGAUGAUGCAGCAGCGUGGGAUGCAAUGAUGUCUGCAAUGAAUCGAAAACCAUUUGAGGAGAAUGCUGAGCCAGCAUCGUCAGCUCUACAUGAAGAUGAUGCAGCAGCUUUGGAAGCUAUGAUGUCGGUGGUGAGCCGCAAGCCGUUUGAGGAUGCGGCAGAAGCUCCUGCGCCAAUUUCAGCUGAAUCCACCUCUUUGCAGCAAGAUGAUGCAGCAGCGUGGGACGCAAUGUUGUCGGUGAUGAACCGCAAGCCAUUUGAGGCGGUCAAGCACAAGGGUUGAGUCAUACUGAGCGGGUCAUUUCUACGUAAAGGCGUUUGUCUUCUCGCCACAGACGGUGUUGCUCAAUUUUUCCAACAUGUUCAAGCUUUCUCAAACUGCUAAACGCUGCUAAACCUUGCUGACAGGCUGAAGCAGCACCAGUGCAAGCAUCACCAGCCCUUCAAGGGGAUGAUGCAGCAGCUCUGGACUUGAUGAUGUCCGUAGUGAACCAGAAGCCAU
Durusdinium trenchii is the source of this 1489-nucleotide messenger RNA. NCBI's taxonomy places the organism in Eukaryota, Dinophyceae, Suessiales, Symbiodiniaceae. The record is from the annotation of a GenBank genome assembly.